GUUUAAUCGGUAAAACUACUUUCCUCAGUUGUGGUUGACGCCCCUGACGACAAACCCUGAACAGAGGUUUACUGGCUAAUUCGGUUGCUCUCGUUGAAAAUUUCAUACCUCUCGAUUGUACACCUUCUUUCCUUUCCUAGCGUUUUCUGGCUUCUUGAUACUUCCUUCACUCUGAGUUUUGAUUUUUCGUCUCGAUCUGAUUCGGUUUCUCUUCAAAGAUUCGCCGCUCCCUUUUUUCAAAGGAAAUUGUAACGAUGAAGAGUUCCAAGGGUAAGGGGGCUGCCAAGUACUCAAAGGAAUCUUUGAAGCCCGUGGAUGACAGAAAGGUUGGGAAGCGAAAAGCUGCUACGAAGGCUGACAAGAGUAGCAGUCAAAAGAAGCAAAGAGAUGCCAAGAAAGACCCCAAUAAACCAAAACGGCCUCCUAGUGCUUUCUUUGUGUUUCUUGAGGAGUUCAGGAAGGACUUCAAGAAAGAGCACCCUGAUGUUAAAGCUGUGUCAGCUGUCGGAAAAGCUGGAGGACAGCGGUGGAAAUCCAUGUCUGAUGCAGAAAAAGCUCCAUAUGAAGCCAAGGCUGCAAAAAGGAAAUCUGACUAUGAGAAGCUUAUGAAGGCUUACAACAAGAAACAGGAGAGUACAGCAGAUGAUGAGAAUGAAGGGAAUGAUGAAGAGGAUGAAGCUAGUGCAGAGGAGGAGGAAGAGGAGGAAGAUGACGAAGACGAGGACUGAAAUUCGAUACAUAUCGACUUGGGCUUAAUGGUUGAUCCAGUGUGAAAGGAUUGUGGAUUUUGUGUUCAUACUACUAGUUCAGUUAUUUCUCUCUGAAAUAGAAGUAACUUUUUGCGCAGCUGCAACUGCUGCAUUAGUUUACUUGUCUAUCCAACUGUAGCUUUUCAAUCUUUCAUUAGUUAAAUUAUGAGUGUUGGUUUAUAUGUGAUGGCUAAAAAUUAGUAAGAAA
Molecule: messenger RNA, 957 nt
Organism: Juglans regia (Persian walnut)
Lineage: Eukaryota; Viridiplantae; Streptophyta; Magnoliopsida; Fagales; Juglandaceae
Product: high mobility group B protein 1-like
Exons: 8
Coding region: 255-728 (157 amino acids)
Source: RefSeq, a predicted model, not a curated record